Symbiodinium necroappetens is the source of this 3633-nucleotide messenger RNA. Lineage: Eukaryota; Dinophyceae; Suessiales; Symbiodiniaceae. The record is from the annotation of a GenBank genome assembly.
AUGGCGCGCCAAUCUGGACAACCUGUCGAUGACCUCGAUGACCCGCUGGACCCAGCGACGCAAGAGAGCCUUCUAGAUGCGUGGCGGAAACGCUACAAUCUGGAGCUACCGGUGCACAUGGCCCCGAGUGACACGUUGUUGAGUAGAGUCUGGCGGGAGAUGCAAAGAGGCACGGUGACGGUCAUUGGCAUUGAUAAAGUGGAUUCGAAGCAGACCCCGGGCACCAAGCUGUUCAUGGCCCCACUGGGGGUCCUCCUGGAUUACUGCGAUGCAGUGCUUCGUCAUGCCACAGAUUCCAACGCUACCAUUGAGUGGUUGAAGAUUCGGGAUGAGCAGUGCAGAGCCCGAAUGGUGGAGUUGGCUAGGCAACAGUGGCCCUUGGGCGAAGCAUUCUUCAAGGCCUACCAGGAGCAAGAGCUCAUGUGGCAGCAACCUCCGUCACGAAAACGUGUGGAUCCUGAGUUGCGUGCUGCUUCGGACUCUCCCCCCUCAUCCAAGAAGGCCAAGACAGCUAAGGAGUACAGAGGUGAGGCCGCUGCUACACACGUGGGUUCAUCUAGGCUGGUUUCGCUUGGUGGCUAUGCGACACUUGAUGAAGGCGAGACGGAGCAGCAGAUGACGCGUGUGGUGCGCCAGACCGAGCAUAGGAUGUCGCAGCGCACAGGCAGUGGAGAUGACGGGUCAGUUGCAGUUGGCAUGUCGUUCAUGGCGUCGCCGCAGCCUCGUUUGGCUGCCAUAGCCAAAUCCUUGGCGAAAGCGCGGCAUGUGCAACUUGUGGCUUCAGACAAUGGGGCAACGACCAUGGGCAUGUAUAACCAGUCAGCUGCACGGGAUGUGAAGCCAAUGGGGUGUGCAUGGCCGUGCAGAUCUCAGGUGGAGGCAUUGAUACCUACAGAGUGGGUGUACUACUGUGGGGUUUCGCCACUGCCGCAGACGCAUUUGUCGCUACACGAUAAGGGUCCGAUCUUCGUGAUUUCAUUGUUCGAUGGGAUUGGAGCGGCCUUUGUAGCACUGCUAGCGCUGGGAGUCACCUUCCGGGCAAUGACAGUGGAGAUGGAUCCAGUCGCCACAGGAGUUUGUGCAGCAAGUUUUCGUAAUGUUGCGCAUUUUCCCGAUGCCAGAUCGUUCACUGCUGCAUGCCUGAGGCAAGAGUUCCAGACACAUGCAUAUGCGGCGGUUCUGGUGUUAGGAGGUUCGCCUUGUCAGGACAUCAGUCGGCUAAAUCGCAGCAGGAAAGGUUUGAGUGCACCCAGGACACAGCUGUUUGCAGAGAUCCCGCGAGUAGCUCAGGAAUGCAGAGAUUUGUUGGCAUCAUUGAACAUUCCCAUUCCGGUCUUGCAGCUGCUGGAGAAUGUGGCACAUGGCCCACCAGAGGUCAUGACAGAGUUUUGUGCGGCCAUGCAAAGCCGCUCACUCAUCGUGCAUGGGUCAUCUUUUGGUUGGGUUCGGCGGACCCGCAUGUUUUGGGGAGGUGAUGGGCACACCGCAUUGUCACAUGAUGUGCAAAGUGCCCUUCCCAAGGACAUUGCCGGAGCUCUGAGUGAAGACGACCUCAUGCAUUUGAGGUGGGUCGGUAAGAAGCCGUGGCCAGCGAGAGUGUUCUUUCAGGAUGGCUUCAAAACAUGCUUUCAGCCACAGGCCAACAUCGGAACCACGACGGACCAUGUGGGCUUUGCUACCUUCACUCGGUCGUUUGAGCAUCCGAGGCUGCCAGAUGUAGCAGCGUCAGAUGAGGCGCGCAGGCGUUACCAAGAAGGUGAGAGGGCCUACCCAGCAUUUGCAUACGAGGAUGCAUCCUUGUUGUGGAAAGGCCGAGAGUGGAGACAGCCGAAUGCUCAGGAGCGAGCCACGUUGAUGGGCAUCCCGAGCUCCAUCUUGCAGUGGGCAGCACCUGAGGAGGAGGAUGUCAAGCACAGGGAGCGAGUUAGGGCUUCGCUCAUAGGCAAUUCCUUUCAUGUUCCGUCGUUGAUGGUGGUCUUGAUGAUACUGCUGCAAAUGAUUCCUGUAGUUUCGGGCAUCCCUCCCCCGAUGUACUCAGCGUUCGAGACGUGUUUGCAUACCCAAGUGAAGAGAUCUGUGUUCCAGCCAGGUGUCGUCGACGCGUGUCCAGGUCUCUUGACGCCAGAGACCCUACUAGAGCGAAUCCAGCAGCAGUUUGUGUCUCUUGAUGUCCAGUGGCCUGUGCUGCAAGUAGACGAUAAGGUCAGGGCAGCCGUGCGGAAAUUGCAGAUUUUCAAAGCUGAUUGUAUUUUGAGGAAUGCAGAAUCUGACUUUGGAGCGCCACAAUGGAGGCAGCAGAACCAUCGCGCAUUGGCAGCCUCCGCCUUGGGCGCGCAAAGAGGCGGUCCGCUGUCUAAGAUUGCAUGUCAACCGUUGAUUCCGGAGAAAGUUGACAAGGCUACACAUAUGGCCUUAGGUACUUGCCUCCCUUCUCCGUACCAUACACAUGCGGUCCUAGAUCCGGAUGCGAGCUUUGCAGUACGAGCCAUGGUGGCCUUUGGCCCAUGCAUUCGGACAUGGCGGCGGCUGCAGCAGCGAGCGAUCCGCACAGUUCACACUUUCUUGUCACCGUGGGAUGCUGCCUUGCGAAAUCUCAUGCCUGAACCUGUUUUCAAGGUCGCAUCAGAUAAGUGCCCGGCUAUGAUGACAGCAACUGCAGUGUUGUUGGACUGGCCGGACCUAACGCUUGGGCUUAGAUUUGUUACGGGGUUUCGGUUGUUAGGCCAAAUUGAAUCCCCUAACAUUUUCCGCCCUGUCCCGCCUGCCACACCCGACCCACCUGAUUUGAAAAAGGAGUUUUUGCAGCGUGCGCCAGCAGCUAUCCGCAAACUGGAGGCGUUUUUGCCCCAGGCGGAAUACACGCAAGAACUUCUUGAUCAUACGGUGAAAGAGAUAGAGACAGGUUGGGCAGAUGGCCUGUUUACCAGGCAAGAGCUGGAUGAAGCCUUUGGUCAUUCCUGUUGGUUGCCGAUGCAGCGCUUCAUGCAUGUCCAGGCCUGUGGAAAGCAGAGGCCCAUCGAUAAUGGGCGGAGUAAUGGACAUAAUGCCUUGUCUUGGAUGCUUGAAACAAUCUGCACAAACACGCCUGACUUUGCAGCUGCAGCGUGUAGAGCCCUCAUGGAUUUGCUGCAUAAGUCCUUUAAUGUGUGUCCUGCGUGGGCUCAGGUGGUCUUCGGCACCGAGGACAUGGAUCACGCCUACAGGCAAAUGCCUAACAUGCCUGAGGAAGCUCCAGGCCUGGUUGUCGGCAUUUGGCAUCCAACUGAGCAGAUUGUCAAGUAUGCCGUCAUGCGAGCCCAUCCGUUCGGUUUGGCUAGCGCUGUCUUGAAUUUCUGUCGAUUACCUACGUUGGCCACAGCGGCCACUCGACAGUGGACAGGAAUGAACGAAACUGCCGCUAUGUUCAUUGAUGUGAAACCAGGCUUGCGCGAGGCUUUGAUGGAGGAGCUUGACACGAUCUUGCAGUACGAGGCUACAGACGACAUCACGCCUGAGCUUGCUAGAAGCCUCAAGUUUAUGCGAGCUCUUUUAGAUGUCGUAGGCGUUGCUUGUACGAUCCCAAAGCUAGUUUUAGAGGCCUUCCAGGAGCGUGAGACACAGAUCACGCCGCUUGAAGCCCUGGCUGUACUCCAA